Messenger RNA from Pristis pectinata (smalltooth sawfish), 2952 nucleotides. It is a transcript of the gene acsm3, whose product is annotated as acyl-CoA synthetase medium chain family member 3. Gene Ontology annotation, molecular function: fatty-acyl-CoA synthase activity; fatty acid ligase activity. The transcript has 14 exons. Gene Ontology annotation, cellular component: mitochondrial matrix. Gene Ontology annotation, biological process: acyl-CoA metabolic process; fatty acid biosynthetic process. The coding region runs from base 139 to 1695 and encodes 518 amino acids. The record is from RefSeq and is a predicted model, not a curated record. NCBI's taxonomy places the organism in Eukaryota, Metazoa, Chordata, Chondrichthyes, Rhinopristiformes, Pristidae.
GUACAUUAUCUCCUGCAUUUGAAGUGAUAUGUCAAGGUAACAGACAAUCAUGACUAUGAAUCGAUAAGACAGGAGUACAAACCACAAGUGCCAGAAUACUUCAAUUUUGCAACUGAUGUCCUCGAUAAGUGGAGUGAAAUGGAAAAGGCUGGAAGCAGAGGUUCAAACCCUGCUUUUUGGUGGCUGAGUCGAAGAGGGCAAGAAGUGAAAUGGAGCUUCCAGGACCUUGGAGUUUACUCCAAGAAGGUGGCCAAUAUCUUGUCUGAUGCAUGCAAUCUUCAACUAACUGAUCGAGUUAUUGUUAUCCUGCCCAUCAUUCCUGAAUGGUGGCUAUUGAAUGUGGCAUGCAUGAGAACAGGUACUGUACUGAUCCCUGGAACAAGCCAGCUAACUGCCACAGACAUUUUAUACAGACUGCAGGCCUCCAAAGCAAAAUGUAUCAUUACAAAUGAUAUUCUGGUAGACUCAGUAGAGUCAGUGAUGUCCAAGUGCCCUUCUCUCAAAGCAAAGGUGAUCAUAUCACAUAAAUACAGAAAGGGAUGGAUGAAUUUCCACGAACUUUACCGAAAUGCAUCAUCGGAUCACAAAUGCGCAAAGACCAAGAGUUUCGAUCCAUUGGCCAUUUUCUUUACCAGCGGAACCACAGGUGCUCCCAAGAUGGCUCUUCACACCCAUUGCAGUUAUGGAAUAGGCCUGACAGUGAAUGGAAGGUACUGGUUGGAUCUCACUCCUUCAGAUGUGAUGUGGAAUACCUCGGAUACUGGCUGGGCUAAGUCUGCAUGGAGCAGUGUCUUUUCACCAUGGAUUCAGGGAUCUUGUGUUUUUGUCCAGAACAUGCGUCGGUUUAAUCCAGAACAAGUAUUGGAAACUUUAUCUAAGUAUCCAAUAACGACCUUCUGUUCUCCACCUACUGCAUACCGAAUGCUUGUACAGAGUGAUGUCAGCAAGUACAAAUUCAAGAAUCUCCAGCACUGUGUGAGUGCUGGUGAACCCAUUAACCGAGAGGUGAUGGAUAGCUGGAAAAAACAGACUGGCUUGGACAUCUAUGAAGGAUAUGGUCAGACAGAAACUGUCUUGAUCUGUGCUACUUUCAAAGGGAUGAAAAUUAAACCUGGUUCAAUGGGGAAGCCAUCGCCAGCAUUUAAUGUACAGGUUAUAGAUGAGAAUUGUAAUGUGCUUCCUCCUGGAGUUGAAGGCGAAAUUGCCAUACACAUGAAGUCUGUUAGACCCUUCAGUCUUUUUUCUAGAUACAUUGAUCAGCCAAAACAAACUGCUGCAACCCUGCGAGGAGACUAUUAUCUGACUGGAGACCGUGGUCAAGUGGAUGAAGAUGGAUACAUCUGGUUUAUGGGAAGAGCAGAUGAUAUAAUUUUAUCAUCUGGAUACCGCAUUGGACCAUUUGAAGUAGAAAAUGCAUUAAUUGAACAUCCAGCAGUGGCAGAGUCUGCUGUGGUUGGCAGUCCUGAUCCCACAAGAGGAGAGGUUGUGAAGGCAUUUGUCAUUCUAACUCCUAAUUUUACCUCUCACGAUCCUGACAAGUUAAUUAAAGAAUUACAGGAACAUGUUAAAAAAACCACAGCACCAUACAAGUACCCAAGGAAGAUUGAAUUUGUGAAGCAGCUGCCCACGACCAUUAGUGGGAAAAUCAAAAGAAUUGAGUUACGAAAGAAAGAAUGGGAAAACACUAAGAUUUAAAUCAUUUUUGUGCAAUGUGCUUUUAUAUUAAACUGAUUUGAACAAGUUAUAAAUUGUAUGUUAGCAAAUUUUUGUCCUGUACUGUUACAAGGCACCAGUUUAUCCAAAAGGAGUCAUAACAUUUUAGGUGUCCUGUUACCAUUACUUGUGUCUGAAGUGAUAUUGCAUACUUACUGCAGUAUAAGACAUCACAUAUUUCAAAUAGUGGGCCAUGUUUCUAGUACCCGAAGUCCAAAAUACUGAAUCGCUCAUGAAGUGAUCUAUGCAAUCUAAGAAAGAAUACCUUGGCUUUACUAAAUCCAACUGAAAGAUAGAAUCAUGAUUUUCCUUUAAGUAUUAUUUGUCUAGCUUUGAUAAAUUAUCUGAAAUGCUGCAAAUGUAGCGACUCACCGUCCGGGUAAGCGAACCGGCUCAGCAGUCGGGUCGCACAGCGUCAGAGAAGCGAGGCCCUAGAUGGCGGCGGGCCUUCAUCUUCCCCGAGCGACAGGGAGAACCCGCACGCGGGAAAGACUUGAUGAUGUAGCAUAUACAUCAUUGCCGAUUGCAUUGGGUGGGAACAGUCUCCCUUAAAAGGCCCGCGCAAGGUGGGAAAAUAAACCAGUUCUGUUUUGAAACUCUACAACUCACGUCGUGUUCAUUCUGCGGUAGCAGCCACUACACAAAUAGAUUCUAGUUUAACAGGGGUGAGAAAAGUACAAUUCCAUUCACAUUUAAGCCACAUUAGCCUGCGUAUCAUUAUUUGGCCAAAUAAUCUACAGCCAAGGAUAGAGAUCAGAUGUGGUUUGAAAAGCUAAAGCAAACAAGUUUUCUCCAACUAUCUUGCACUAGAAAUGUAUUUACAUAAACUCAGGAAAAAUAUGGUACUGUAAUGCUUAUUAGUACUUAACUAGUUACCUAGGCAGAGCCCAUUCUAAAACCCAUGGCAAAUUGUGAAAUUGAUUCCCAUAUAUCUAGCAUUUUGUGAGCCAGUAUUCCUCUUAGGUAGUCCCUUGGUAUCAAGGAUGAUUUGCUUACUCUCUAGUUUUGUGGGUUCUGAAGUGGCUAAUGAGGCCAGUGGAAAAUGCAGACUCUUUGACAAAUGGACUGCAAGCUGGCUGAUAGGUACUCCUAAUGCAUAGCCUCAAGGUUCUCAAUUGCCAUAAAACCCUAAAGUGGUUCAGCAGUACAUAUCAAGGCAGCAACCCUACCACCUCUACCCAGUCAAACCAACACAUGAUCCCUGUUCCACAAUGUUGUUGAAUCUCAAUGCCUUGUAAA